Psammomys obesus (fat sand rat) is the source of this 4208-nucleotide messenger RNA. It is a transcript of the gene Mbtps1, whose product is annotated as membrane bound transcription factor peptidase, site 1. Gene Ontology annotation, biological process: proteolysis. The record is from RefSeq and is a predicted model, not a curated record. Gene Ontology annotation, cellular component: Golgi apparatus. The coding region runs from base 462 to 3620 and encodes 1052 amino acids. The transcript is spliced from 23 exons. Lineage: Eukaryota; Metazoa; Chordata; Mammalia; Rodentia; Muridae. Gene Ontology annotation, molecular function: serine-type endopeptidase activity.
GCCGUCGCUCCUGUCCCACUCAGCGGCGCGGUCUCGCGAGACUUGCGAGUAAACAUCCCCGAAUGGAGACCCGAGGCGUGUUCGCGGCGGAGGCGCCGUUCUCCCGGGCCCGCCAACUCCGAGCCUGAGGCGGACGCAGAUUGGCUCACAGAGUGCUUGCUUGGGCAUCCCAAUAGAUUUGGAUCUGGUGCAAAUGGAGUUUAGGACUCAGUGGACUCGGCCCUGAUGAGAGAAGCCGCUGCCCAAGAUGGAGAAGAAGCGGAGAAAGAAAUGAAAGCCUCUUUUUGGGCCAGACCGUGGGUGACCAUGGGACUGAGGUUUUCCUUAUGUUGGACAAGUCAGUAGGAUGGCUGAUCAGUAAGGUUGCAGCUUUUAGCCAAAACGGAAAUUCACUUCUGAUCAAGGAAGAACCUAGUGCGAUUUGAAUUUAUGCGAUUUUGUGACCAUAUUCAUUUAGGACCAUGAAGCUCGUCAACAUCUGGCUUCUUCUGCUGGUGGUUUUGCUCUGUGGGAAGAAGCAUCUCGGUGACAGGCUGGGGAAAAAAGCUUUUGAAAAGGCCCCAUGCCCUAGCUGUUCCCACCUGACUUUGAAGGUGGAAUUCUCCUCAACUGUGGUGGAAUAUGAAUAUAUUGUGGCUUUCAACGGAUAUUUCACAGCCAAAGCUAGAAACUCAUUUAUUUCAAGUGCUCUGAAGAGCAGUGAAGUGGACAACUGGAGAAUAAUACCUCGCAACAACCCUUCCAGUGACUACCCUAGUGAUUUUGAGGUGAUUCAGAUAAAGGAGAAGCAGAAGGCCGGGCUGCUCACACUUGAAGACCACCCAAACAUCAAGCGAGUGACCCCCCAGCGCAAAGUCUUUCGUUCCCUGAAGUUUGCUGAGUCCGACCCCAUUGUGCCCUGUAAUGAAACCCGGUGGAGCCAGAAGUGGCAGUCAUCACGUCCCCUGAGAAGAGCCAGUCUCUCCCUGGGCUCUGGAUUCUGGCAUGCAACAGGAAGACAUUCAAGUCGACGAUUGCUGAGAGCCAUUCCUCGCCAAGUCGCCCAGACGUUGCAGGCAGAUGUGCUGUGGCAGAUGGGAUACACAGGUGCUAAUGUCAGGGUUGCUGUCUUUGAUACUGGGCUCAGUGAGAAGCAUCCGCACUUCAAGAAUGUGAAGGAGAGAACCAACUGGACCAAUGAGCGGACCCUGGAUGAUGGGCUGGGCCAUGGCACAUUUGUCGCAGGUGUGAUUGCCAGCAUGCGGGAGUGCCAGGGAUUUGCCCCGGAUGCAGAGCUGCACAUCUUCAGGGUCUUUACCAACAAUCAGGUGUCUUACACAUCUUGGUUUUUGGACGCCUUCAACUAUGCUAUCCUAAAGAAGAUUGACGUUCUAAACCUUAGCAUCGGCGGGCCUGACUUCAUGGAUCAUCCCUUUGUUGACAAGGUGUGGGAAUUAACUGCAAACAAUGUAAUCAUGGUUUCUGCCAUCGGCAAUGAUGGACCUCUUUAUGGCACUCUGAAUAACCCUGCUGAUCAGAUGGAUGUGAUUGGAGUGGGUGGCAUUGACUUUGAAGAUAACAUCGCCCGCUUUUCUUCCAGGGGAAUGACUACCUGGGAACUACCAGGAGGCUAUGGUCGUGUGAAACCUGACAUUGUCACAUAUGGUGCUGGAGUGCGGGGUUCCGGUGUGAAGGGGGGCUGCCGGGCACUCUCAGGGACCAGUGUCGCUUCCCCAGUGGUCGCUGGAGCUGUCACCUUGUUAGUCAGCACGGUACAGAAGCGGGAGCUGGUGAAUCCUGCCAGUGUGAAGCAAGCCUUGAUAGCAUCAGCCCGGAGGCUUCCUGGUGUCAACAUGUUUGAGCAAGGCCAUGGCAAGCUGGAUCUGUUGCGAGCCUAUCAGAUCCUCAGCAGCUACAAACCACAGGCGAGCUUGAGUCCUAGCUACAUCGACCUGACUGAGUGUCCCUACAUGUGGCCCUACUGCUCCCAGCCCAUCUACUAUGGAGGAAUGCCAACAAUCGUUAAUGUCACCAUCCUCAAUGGCAUGGGAGUCACAGGAAGAAUUGUGGACAAGCCUGAGUGGCGGCCCUAUUUACCACAGAAUGGAGACAACAUUGAAGUGGCCUUCUCCUACUCCUCAGUGUUAUGGCCUUGGUCAGGCUACCUGGCCAUCUCCAUUUCUGUGACCAAGAAGGCAGCUUCCUGGGAAGGCAUCGCUCAGGGCCACAUCAUGAUCACAGUGGCUUCCCCGGCAGAGACGGAAUCAAAAAACGAUGCAGAGCACACUUCCACAGUGAAGCUUCCCAUUAAGGUGAAGAUCAUUCCCACCCCUCCUCGGAGCAAGAGAGUCCUCUGGGACCAGUACCACAACCUCCGCUACCCUCCAGGCUACUUUCCCAGGGACAACUUGCGGAUGAAGAAUGAUCCUCUUGACUGGAAUGGCGACCAUGUCCACACCAACUUCAGGGACAUGUACCAGCAUCUGCGCAGCAUGGGCUACUUCGUGGAGGUGCUCGGUGCCCCAUUCACAUGCUUUGAUGCGACACAAUAUGGCACUUUGCUUAUGGUGGACAGUGAGGAAGAGUACUUCCCUGAGGAGAUUGCUAAGCUGAGGAGGGAUGUGGACAAUGGCCUUUCCCUUGUCAUCUUCAGUGACUGGUACAACACUUCUGUUAUGAGAAAAGUGAAAUUUUAUGAUGAAAACACAAGGCAGUGGUGGAUGCCAGAUACUGGAGGAGCCAACAUCCCAGCUCUGAAUGAGCUGCUGUCUGUAUGGAACAUGGGGUUCAGUGACGGCCUGUAUGAAGGGGAAUUUGUCCUGGCAAACCAUGACAUGUAUUAUGCGUCGGGGUGCAGCAUCGCCAAGUUUCCAGAAGAUGGUGUUGUGAUCACACAGACUUUCAAGGAUCAAGGAUUGGAGGUCUUAAAACAAGAGACAGCAGUUGUUGAAAAUGUUCCCAUUUUGGGGCUUUAUCAGAUUCCAGCUGAAGGUGGAGGUCGUAUUGUGCUGUAUGGAGACUCCAACUGCUUGGAUGACAGUCACAGACAGAAGGACUGCUUUUGGCUUCUGGAUGCGCUCCUUCAGUACACAUCAUAUGGUGUGACCCCUCCCAGCCUCAGCCAUUCAGGGAACAGGCAGCGUCCACCCAGUGGAGCUGGUUUGACCCCUCCUGAAAGGAUGGAAGGAAACCACCUUCAUCGCUACUCCAAAGUUCUUGAGGCCCACUUGGGAGACCCGAAACCUCGGCCCCUUCCAGCCUGUCCACACUUGUCAUGGGCCAAGCCACAGCCUUUGAAUGAGACGGCGCCCAGUAAUCUUUGGAAACAUCAGAAGCUGCUCUCCAUUGACCUGGAUAAAGUAGUGUUGCCCAACUUCCGAUCGAAUCGCCCUCAAGUGAGACCUUUGUCCCCUGGAGAAAGUGGUGCCUGGGACAUUCCUGGAGGGAUCAUGCCUGGCCGCUACAACCAGGAGGUGGGCCAGACCAUCCCUGUCUUUGCCUUCCUUGGAGCCAUGGUAGCCCUGGCCUUCUUCGUGGUACAGAUCAGCAAGGCCAAGAGUCGGCCGAAGCGGAGGAGGCCCAGGGCAAAGCGUCCACAACUUGCACAGCAGGCCCAUCCCCCAAGGGCCCCAUCAGUGUGACAUCACAGUGGCCACAGGGCAUCAGAGAGCAUCCUGGGAGGUGCCUGUUUCCAAGGAACCUCAUCUCCAGCUUGUGGCUGGGUUAGUGUGUUCUACCCAGGCAUCUCUGAGGUACAUCCUGCGGUACCUCACUGCUGGGCUUGGGCAGGAAGCACUCAGUAGCUCAGCCUCCGGUGGCAUCCGGCCCAGUGACAGUGCACCAAAGACGCAGAGCCUUGAAGGGCUGUCGGGACACACUUUCUACAUAAUGCUACAAGCCUGACCAAGUGAAGACAUGCUUGGUACAGGCUAUUUUCUAUAUUUAUUGUGGGGAGAGGCACUUUAAAGACUUGUGCUAUUUGGAAGCAAAGCUGUUGUUUUUGUUUGUCAGUUGAGUGCAGUCUUCUGCAAUGACAUCAUAAAGAGUCAGAUUCCGUGACCUCCUUUUUGAUGAGAAGACAGACUGAACUGAAGGGAACUUGAACAGAUCCGGGAAAUGCAGGCCUUCGCUUUAUUUUUAUAACUAUCAACUGCCAUUAUGUUUUGUAAUUUGGGGUCUUGAUUUCACCGUUGUUGGUGAAGGAAAUUUUCAAUAAAUAUGCAUAACCU